Helicoverpa armigera (cotton bollworm) is the source of this 2991-nucleotide messenger RNA. Its product is annotated as zinc finger protein 391. The coding region runs from base 182 to 2032 and encodes 616 amino acids. The transcript has 11 exons. NCBI's taxonomy places the organism in Eukaryota, Metazoa, Arthropoda, Insecta, Lepidoptera, Noctuidae. Gene Ontology annotation, cellular component: nucleus. Gene Ontology annotation, biological process: regulation of transcription by RNA polymerase II. The record is from RefSeq and is a predicted model, not a curated record. Gene Ontology annotation, molecular function: RNA polymerase II cis-regulatory region sequence-specific DNA binding; zinc ion binding; DNA-binding transcription factor activity.
GUCUUAAAAAAAUACUGAUUAUUUAUGGUUAAUGGUGGGUUACAGUGAAAUAAAUAAAUAUGUAUUUAUUUUUCGUUUCUAAAUUGCAAAUGAAAGCAAACUGACAAGAAAAAUAUAAUAAAUGUUCUUUUCCAUAAAUCGUUUCAUAUUCCCAGUUGUUAGUUAGGGCAUUGUUUCUAAUAUGGCUUUGAGUGUUAGAGAUUUGUGUAGAUUGUGUGCAAAGAAAGACGAGUUUUCAAAAGAUCUAUUGCACGAAAAUAAUCGCAAUGUCCUAAAACUGUUACAAGAUUUCAUACAAAUUACCAUCUAUGAGGAUGACUCUUUGCCGACGAAGAUCUGUCUGAACUGUGAAGAAAAAAUGGUGUCAUUCCAACUUUUCAUUCUUGAAUGUUAUAAGACUCAAGACACACUGCAAAAGAUGUUUGAUGAUCAUGACUCCCAUGACAUCAAGGUAGAACAAACACAAGCAGCUAUGGAAUAUGAUGUUUCUAUCAAAUCAGAGGUCAAAGAUGAGAUGUCAGCAGAAGAUAUAGUUUGUGCAUUAAACAAUGAUCCAUCAUUGUCAGUCAUUGAUGCUUUCCCUGACAGCAAUGAUGAACAUGAUGACAUUGACAUACACAAUGUGGACGUUAAGAAUGAUGAUGAUGAUGAAGACUAUCUUGAUGAUAUUGCCAUAGCAGCACUGAAACCUAUCAAAACAAAACGCAUCACAAGAAGGGAAGUUACAGAACAGGACACGGAAAAGUUAAACCAAGUUCUUAGAAAGUCUUAUUCAAAAGUAAAGGAUUAUGUAAAGAUGCAAUGUGAUUUUUGCGGAGAGAAACAGAAAACAUGGAGUCACCUACGAAUACAUUAUUUCAAAGAACAUAAUAGUGGGCCAUAUGCUUAUUGCCUUUGUGGGUUUGUAGUAAGAUCCAAAAGUGUUCUUUACAAGCAUGUAUCAGAGCACAAGUUAGAAAGUAGAAAAUUGAGGAAGGAGGAAGAAGAUGAUAAUGAAGAGAAACAAAAGAGGGAAUAUGCAAGUUUGAAUGUUAAAGAUUUUAUAAGGUUUAUAUGUCCACAUUGUCAGAAGGAAUGUCCAAGUUGGUAUAGACUAAAGGCACAUUCUGAGAGUAUGCAUAAAGUAUCACCAGUAGUGUCUUGUAUAUGUGGCAUCACGCUGAAAUCUAAGUCAGUAAUGUACAAGCAUGUGCAUGACCAUAGAAAUCCGAAUGUACUAUCGUGUGACAAGUGUCCCCGCAUAACGAAAACAUUAUCAGCUUUAAAUAAACAUAAGAUGAGACACAUACCUAAAUCUGAAAGAAAGUUUUGCUGUGCAUCUUGCGAUAAAAUAUUUACUUCAAAGGACGCGUUGAAAUCACACGAGAGAUCUCACAUUCCGAUAGAGGAACGAAAAAUAUAUCGCUGUGAUAUGUGCAAUAUGAAGUUCACGACUCGGUCAUCGGCGGCGUCACACAAGCGCGUGGUGCACGACAAGAUCAAGGGUUACGUGUGCGAUCUGUGCGGGUACGCGUGCGGCACCAACGGCGAGCUGCGCCAGCACCGCGCCAUACACAGCGACGACAAGCCCUUCGUCUGCAGGAAGUGCUCCAAAUGUUUCAAGACCUACUCAAACCUGAAGACACACAUGGACACUCACGCGGACACGUCGUACGAGUGCUACAUCUGUCGCCGCGUGCUGAAUAGCCGCCGCACGCUGCGCAAGCAUCUGCUCGUGCACGAGGAGAAGUGCAAGCAUGUCUGCUCCUACUGCAACAAGGCCUUCAAGAGGCGACAGACUUUGAAGGUACACAUGUACACACACACGGGCGACAAGCCGCUGUCGUGCAAGUGGUGCGACGAGCGCUUCUCGUACGCGUCGACGCUGCGCUCGCACCGCCUGCGCUGUCACCCCGACAAGAUGGCCGCGCAAGCGCAUGAGAACUACUCCAGUUAUGCGCAUGCCGCCAUGCAAGAGGAUUAUAUCAAAAACGACGUGGGAGCCGUAAAUCUUCCAGUAUCAGUAGCGAAAAAUGAAGUCGAGGCUAUGUAACCAAUGAAGGCAGUGCCGAUGAUAACGCGAACUAUAUGCAAUUAACAAAGAAGGAAUUUAGCACUUAUGUACAUCGUACAGAAUAGGUAUUAUUAGACUUAGUAGAAAACAAUAUUUCAGUUAAAAUUCUAUUGUUCCAAUAUGUUUUUUUUCUAUUCUAAGGCAAAUAUAUAGAUGUAAAUAUUUAUUCAUAGUUAUAUCAAAUACAUAGUUAUUUGACACAUAUAUUUCUUACUUAAAAUUACUUACAUAAUUAACCUAGCUGCAAUAUACCGUAUUGGAUCAGUUUUAAAACUGACUGUAGUGUCCGAAUUUUACAACUAAAUUAUAGGUACUUUUGACAAUAACGUCAAUGUAUUAACUUAUAAAUGUUUUAGCCCAGUCAAUUUAGACAUUUGAAAUAACAAAAAAUUGAAUUUUGAUCCUAAUGUUAACAUGGAAAAUUCAUAAAAAGUCAACAUAAUAGGCCGUGGAGCAGGCCCAUCAACAGAAAAACAUUAACGAAAAUGCAUCAAUUACACUGCUCCGCUGGUACAUAAAUAAAUAAAAUGUAUCUAGCUGGUAUCUUAGAAUCACUAUAUCUUUGGAAUGGUGAUUCUUAUGAAAAAAGUGUUUUAUUUUGUAGGAGUAAAAGUCGAUUUUGCUCACUCUAGCGAAGCAAGAAAACCUACAUGCUUGAGCUACUGAAGUGAAAAUAUUUUAUUUAUGAUGGUGAACCCAAGGUCUCUACUAGAAUUCAGCUCUUUGCAAAUUUAUGUUAUUUGAGCACCAUUGUUAUGUCUCAAUUGACGGGACUAUUUUGGCAAUUCAAGAAGUUUAGUGCCUCUGAAAUAAUAUAUAGUUAAAAAAAAACACUUAAUAGUUUUUAGUUAAUCAUAAUUGUUUAACGCAAUUACGUUGUAAUUCUUUAUGGAAACAUGUAAGUUAAAAACUGGCUAGUAAAUAAAUUGAUGACCAUA